CAAUCUCUUUUCACUUGACAAUCUCUCUCUCUCUCUCUCUCUCUCAUCUCUCCCAGGACCCAGAGUGUAAACACAGCUGCAUCUUCUUCACUGAUUUGCACUCCGUCAAUAUUGACCCUUCCAGAAUUAUACACACAAACCCCAUUUUCUUGUAUGUGUACACACAUAUUCUGCACGUACAGUUGUUUAGGAGACGUAUUGGAAUGUGUACAAAAUAUUGGAUUUAUCGGAUGAAGGGUUUGAUAUGAACAUUUAGUUGUUGCCAAUACCUCUUUUAGCUAAUACAAGUUGGUGUAGAAUUGGAUAUGAAAAAUCUUGGGUGGAACCCAGGAAAAGUUUUUGAAAGUGGAUUGUUUAACAUGGAGAAGAAAUGGGUGUUUCCGCUUGUUAUAACUUCAAUCGUGUGUGGCUUCUUCCUUGUAACCUCCUUCAACAUGGGUCAAGUUUCUUCUUUACACAGAGUCAAUGCAUUCUUAUCAAUUUUUCCCUCGCGAGUUAUUGCGAAUCAAACAAAGGCGUCUUUUGCUGAAGAAAAAAAUGCACCACCACCUGUUCCUCCUAGUCCUCCUAUUCCUCGUUUUGCCUAUUUGAUUUCUGGUUCCAAGGGUGAUCUAGAAAAGCUUUGGAGGACUCUUCAUGCUCUGUACCAUCCUUUGAACCACUAUGUGCUACAUAUGGAUCUAGAAUCUCCGCCGGAGGAGAGACUUGAGCUGGCUACCCGAGUGGAAAAGGAACCGAUUUUUGCCAAGGUUGGGAAUGUGAUGAUGAUUACUAAAGCUAAUAUGGUUACCUAUAGAGGACCCACCAUGGUGGCUAAUACUCUUCAUGCAUGUGCCAUCCUUCUUAAGAGAACUAAGAACUGGGAUUGGUUUAUAAACCUCAGUGCUUCAGAUUAUCCUCUGGUGACUCAAGAUGAUCUUCUCUCCACAUUUCUUGAUUUGGAGCGGGAUCUAAAUUUUAUUGAAACCACAAGCAACUUGGGAUGGAAGGAGGGUAAAAGGGCAAUGCCAUUGAUGAUAGACCCGGGGCUUUACCAAAACACAAAGUCAGACAUCUUCUGGGUUACCCAGCAUAGAGCUUUGCCUACAGCCUUCAAGUUGUUUACAGGUUCUGCUUGGAUGAUCCUCUCACACUCCUUUGUAGAGUACCUUGUAUGGGGUUGGGAUAAUCUUCCAAGAACACUGCUCAUGUACUACACGAAUUUUGUCUCAUCUCCCGAAAGUUACUUUCAUACUGUAAUAUGCAAUGUGCCCGAGUAUGCUCCAACUGUAAUCAACCAUGACAUGCACUACAUUGCUUGGGACACACCGCCUAAGCAACAUCCUCAUAUUCUGACCCUUGACGAUUUGAGCAACAUGAUUGGAAGUGGUGCUGCAUUUGCACGGAAAUUUCAGCAGGAUGACCCUGUAUUAGAUAAAAUCGACGAGGAACUGCUGGGUCGAACAAACGGGAGCUUCACGCCUGGUGGUUGGUGUUCAGGUAAUCCUCGUUGCUCCAAAGUUGGGAAAGCAAAAAAGCUCAAACCUGGUCCAGGAGCUCAAAGGCUUCGGGGACUUGUAGAUAGAUUGAUUUUGUCGGCCAAGUCAGAGGAAAACAAAUGUCAUUAGAUUCUUAUAGUUUAUAUUCAAAACCAAAUUUGAUGAUCUUGCUUGUGGAGAGAAGUAUAAUGUAUGAAAUUGAUUCAUUACAUUCCACAAGACCAACAAUAAAUGUUGGGGUAUUCAUAUAAAGGCGCAGCACGAAUAAUUUCUUAGCCAUUUGUGGAACCAUGGGCAGGAAAUUCACUCGGAAAGCAGUUUUCUUGACAAGUUCAUGGUUAUCUGCUGCACUUUGUGGAACUUCACAUGUAUUAUUUUUUGUAAUUUAUUAGCAAUACGAAUAUAUUUAUAAGUUUCAUUCUGAAAAAUUCAUUGAAGAUUAUGAAGUAGUCCACAGUGAUUCUAUA
Daucus carota subsp. sativus is the source of this 1945-nucleotide messenger RNA. RefSeq names its product beta-glucuronosyltransferase GlcAT14B. The record is from RefSeq and is a predicted model, not a curated record. Lineage: Eukaryota; Viridiplantae; Streptophyta; Magnoliopsida; Apiales; Apiaceae. The transcript has 5 exons. Gene Ontology annotation, cellular component: membrane. Gene Ontology annotation, molecular function: glucuronosyltransferase activity. Bases 306 to 1607 code for a protein of 433 amino acids.